Molecule: messenger RNA, 1692 nt
Organism: Punctularia strigosozonata HHB-11173 SS5
Lineage: Eukaryota; Fungi; Basidiomycota; Agaricomycetes; Corticiales; Punctulariaceae
Exons: 3
Coding region: 29-1348 (439 amino acids)
Cellular component (GO): cytoplasm
Source: RefSeq, a predicted model, not a curated record
CCGCUCCGCACCCGCCCACCGCGACAGGAUGCCCGACGCCGCCCCCCGCGUCAUCGACGGCAGCCCCCGCACCCGCAUCCAUCGCAGCCAGACCUCCGUCCCAACGACGGUAGGCACCGCACCCCGCACCGUCGCCCACCCCUCCCGCCGGUCCCUCUCCCAAGACUCCGUCGCCCGCCAAGCAACCGCCAUGGAAACCGCCAAAUCGACCACCAAGUCCCGCACCGCCAAGAAGGGCUCCUCGCACGCGGACGUUAUCGACAGGAUGGACUUUUCCGGCGUCGGAGCAGUCUUCCACCACGAUUCGCCGUUCGACGCCUGUGCCCCCUCCCGCAACCGCCACCGGACCAAGGCCCCGAUGAUGGCUUGGACGGGCGGCGCCAAUCCCGAGGACGACGUGCUCGUCCAGCAGUACUCUCCACGCAUCGCGGACUCGCCUUACGCCGCCGCUCGCACCCCGGCGCCCUACACCCCUGCCGAGCCCUGGUCCCCGCCCAAGAAGAACCACGACGCGCUCGCGGAGGCGUGGGGCAUCCACGAGCCCGAACCUUACGAAGAGUUUUUCGCCGGUGGUGGUUCUCGGCCCGAGUCUACCUACGCCAGCAGGAACGGCAGCGCGCACGCCGUCGGGGGCGCCAACGCCCCCACGCCCACCCGCCGCCCCAGGGACCGAGACGCCCACCGCGAACACCUCGACGACGCCGCCGGCGUGCGGCGCGCAGGCACCAAGACUCGCAACGCGCUGCCGCCUCCCAAGCCCAUCUUCGUCCCGGAGGCCGAGUCCGGUGCCGAGGGCCCGCCCUCGCCCAGCACGCCCGGCGUCGGCUCUCCCGGCGCCCCGAAGCGCACCAAGAGCCUCAUGAAUCGCAUCCGCCGCAUGCGCGAGAACCCGAACGUCCCCGCCGGACACGCGCAGUACGACGAUUACGGCGUGCUCGGCGCCUCGCCGCCCAACUCGGCCGACCUCGCCGGCGGCUACCGCUCCGACGGCGCCGCCCAACGACCCUCCCGCCCGACUCACCGUGCUCAAAACUCGUUCCUCGGCAGGCUCGGCGGCGGGAAGACCGCGAAGGAGAGCUCGACGAGCCCGACGAGCGACAGCUCCGACUUUGUGUACGUCGGCUACGACGAGUGCGACGGCGGGCGGCACGGCCGCGUUCCGCGCGCCACCAACAAGGAUCUGCCCGCGACGCCGCCUGCCCACGCGGCGCCCGAGGUAGGCUACUUUGACGGCGUCGGCGCCUCGGGUGGUCCCACCUCGCCUGGGGCCAGCCUCGGCAGGAAGACGAGCCUACUCAAGAAAGUCAAGGGGGCCAUGCGCGGCGCCAAGUCGGUCGAGCGCCGCUGAGCGAUGUCCAUCUCAGCCCAUCGUACGGGAGGGUAUCUGGUUUCGGCCUCCCCCCGCCGUUCUCGUUCCGUGUAUUCCAUCCCACAAUGUCUUGACCUUCCGCCUUUUUCGCCGAUACCACUUAGACGGCCUAUCUCCCUGUCGCGAAGGCACGGCCCGACCUCGGUCUUGUGUACGUACUGUAUCGUCAUAUCGCCUCCACCUCGAACGUUCUCGCCCCAACAUGUAGUUAUCGAUCCAUCAUGCAUUCUCGUUCUCCCCGCCGCCGCCGGUCCUUGCUUUACAUAACUUUGUCUCCCCCCUUUCUUUCCUUCUCGGACCAAAAAAACCGAAUGUGGAAUCCU